Molecule: messenger RNA, 1968 nt
Organism: Coccidioides posadasii C735 delta SOWgp
Lineage: Eukaryota; Fungi; Ascomycota; Eurotiomycetes; Onygenales; Onygenaceae
Biological process (GO): mannan biosynthetic process
Cellular component (GO): Golgi apparatus
Molecular function (GO): alpha-1,2-mannosyltransferase activity
Source: RefSeq, a predicted model, not a curated record
GUCGAUUUUGCUCUUGAGAUUGGCUCCCUUUGUGGUGGGAGCACAUCUCGAACGGAAAGAUGGUCCAGAGUUCUCGGUUUCGUCGGCGGAGCCUCCUCCUACUCACUAUCGCGAUUCUCCUUUUCCUCACCCUCCGCCGGAGCUACGUUCCAGAGAAUCUGGGCCUGGCGAGCCGACCGUCGACCGCGGAUCACGGGAAGUUCUGGGUCAAAUUUCACGAUAUCCUUAAAGCCACUGCUCCAGCAUGCAACUCCCCGAAAAGACUCGAGGAGCAUCCGGCGGCAAUCGGCUUCAAGCCUGACCUAGUGGACAAUGUCACCUUGCCAGAGCACAUUGUGGUGGAGCAGGGGGAUAGGGAUAAGCUGAAAAAGGCACAUUCACGGUUUAUGGAGCUACUGUCGGCGCCGGGUGCCCCGAGACUCGCGUAUAAACCGCGGACGAGAGGCAUUGUUUCGACUGCUGGUGGUUCCUUUCUGCCUGUCGUUGUGACCUCCUUGCACAUGCUACGCCAAACGGGAGCCAACCUACCCGUCGAGAUUUUCAUCGCAGACCCGAGUGAGCAUGAUAAAUAUAUUUGCGAUACGCUUUUUCCGGCCCUCAAUGCCCGGUGUAUCACUCUUUCCAAGAUCCUCGACCACUCCCCCCUUGUGGAAGGCCUUAAAAAGUACCAAUUUAAGAUUUUUGCGUUGCUAUUCUCAUCGUUCGAAGAAGUACUGUUCCUCGACGCUGAUGCGUUCCCAAUGCAUGAUCCCUCCCGCCUCUUUGCCUCCGAACCCUUCGCCUCUCACGGCUUGGUGACGUGGCCAGAUUUCUGGCAGGUUACCUAUCACCCGUCCUUCUUCGAAAUUACAUCCCAACCGCUUCCCAAAGGGUUCGAACACGCCUCCACCGAAUCAGGCCAGGUCCUGGUAUCUAAAAAGUCACAUUCCAAGAUGCUCCUGCUCUCCGCUUACUACAAUUUCUACGGACCUUCGCACUACUACCCCUUGUUAUCUCAAGGACACCCUGGCGAAGGUGAUAAAGAGACGUUCAUAGCUCCCGCGAGGAUUUUGAACCUUCCGUUUUAUGCUGUCUCGACGGGCCCUGGUGUGUUUGGAUAUAGAAAGCCCGACGGCGGUUGGGAAGGCGGCGUCAUUAUGCAAGCAGACCCAGUGUGGGAUUCUAGACUCAAAAAAGGAGAGGUUUAUGGAUGGGGAGGAAAACCGAACGCGCCACCGGGGACGUUCAUCACAUGUCACGCCAAUCUGCCAAAAUUGGAGCCAGUUCGGGUCUUUGGCGAAGGGGGUCUGGCGUGGACCCAGGACAACAAGCCGAAACGGAUGUGGGGUGCUGCAGAAGAAAUGAUAGAUCGGAUAGGCCAUGAUGUCGAAAAGGAUCUUUGGCGAGCACUAAAAUCGACCGCGUGCGAUUUGGAAGGAAAGUACAAACCUUGGAACGAGCAGCCAAAACUGUGUGAAAAGAUCAAGAAAUUUAUUGUUGAUAUGGAUGGAAAAUAAUGAGCGAUACCUGGACUCUUCUUUAUACCAGGGACUUGACCGCCAUCCAUUAAACAACAAUGCCGACCCGAGAGGAUUCUCAAUGGAUACGCGUCUCAGAUCCAGCAAUAUGAGCCGGCCUCCUGCUAUUCGACGCGUCAUGUCGGGCAUUUUGCAACCAGGUUGCGUGCUUUGGUGCACUUUGGUAGUAUGACCAUUUUUUCCACCACGAAGAGCCUUAUGAUUGUUAUUUUUCUCUUUUUUCUCGGUUUCGCGGCUCAUUAUGUCGGUAGCUCCUCUCGAAUAUUCUUGAAUAGCUCCAUGGGCCUCUUGAUUCUAAUGAUACCACAUGUUUGAUCUUCCCUUACUUUUUAACAUUUGUGAAUUUGUUGCAUAUAUAUGUGCUAUUAUUCCUAUUUCUCAUUCUUUAUUUUGUACUUACUAAAUAGCUUAAAAUCAUUCGACUGCUCUUCUGGGAUAUGCAUCUACGAUG